This is a messenger RNA of Oncorhynchus keta (chum salmon), 2859 nucleotides long. RefSeq names its product death-associated protein kinase 2-like. The transcript has 13 exons. The record is from RefSeq and is a predicted model, not a curated record. Lineage: Eukaryota; Metazoa; Chordata; Actinopteri; Salmoniformes; Salmonidae. Gene Ontology annotation, cellular component: nucleus; cytoplasm. The coding region runs from base 668 to 1753 and encodes 361 amino acids. Gene Ontology annotation, molecular function: protein serine/threonine kinase activity; ATP binding. Gene Ontology annotation, biological process: protein phosphorylation; positive regulation of apoptotic process; intracellular signal transduction.
AGGCUACAACUCCAGUGUACUGUGCAGUAGGCCGAUUUGCAAAUUGCACGCAACAUAUCCAAGAAAUUGGAUUGUACUAGACUAAUCAGUGGAUUGAUUCAGGGCCACCACAGUCACCUUUUAUAGUCUACAGGAAUAUUGAUGUGGUUUAAAAAUGUAAAAGUAUGCGAGGGCUUGCUAUGGUGUAUAUGUCGCGUAUCUCUAGCUCCCCUGUAGGCUUGGGUAACCAAAGAGCAUUGAAAUAAAGGGAGCCGUCGAACUAGUCUGGCUACUACUCUCUCCCCGGUACGGAAACCGGUUGCUGUCAGAAUACGGCACAACCUAAUUAUUUAAUUUCAAGGGAGACACAUUUACUUUAAAUUCGGGAGUUCGUAAAGCCUACUACACAGGCGAAGAAGUAGAAAGUUGUGACACGACCAACCUCACAUCAAAGCGGCGCCCGAGAUUAUCGUGAAUUUAUUUGGGUGAUCAGAAUUCAGGUGCUUGGGAUCUGGAGAGUGAGCUGCGUUCAGGAGAUCUAGGUGUUUGAGAGUGUGAGCUGGAAAGUGGGCUGGAAAGUGAGCUGUGUGCAGGCGAUCUACGUGGUUGAGAGUAGUGCAGUAGCUCUGGAAAACAACCAGAAAAAUAGUGUGGGAGGGGGGGGGGAAGAGGGAAAAAGAGCAAGACCAUGGCUCAGAUUAAGCUGCAGAAUGUGGAGGACUACUAUGAGAUUGGAGAGGUGCUUGGCAGUGGUCACUUUGGGCAAGUGCGUGCGGUGCUGGAGCGGGCGUCCAAGGUCAACUGGGCGGGGAAGUUCCUGAAGCUGCGUCGGAGCGCCAGUAGCCGCCUGGGCCUGGAGAGGAAGAGUGUGGAGAGGGAGGUGGAGAUACUGCAGAGCCUGCAGCACGCCAACGUCAUGGCCCUCAGGGAUGUGUUUGAGAGUCGUGCCGAGGUGGUGCUCAUCGUGGAGCUUAUCAGUGGUGGGGAGCUGUUUGAUUUCAUAGCAGAGAAGGAGAGCCUGUCUGAGGAGGAGGCCAUAGAGUUCUUGAAGCAGAUCCUCAUGGGAGUGGGCUUUAUGCACACUAAGAACAUUGCCCACUUUGACCUCAAGCCAGAGAACAUCAUGCUGGCUGACAAGACGAUGCCACACCCCCACAUCAAGAUCAUUGACUUUGGACUGGCCCAUUGCCUCAAACAGGGAGAGGAGUACAGGAGCCUAUCUGGGACCCCACAGUACAUCGCCCCUGAGGUGAUUAACUAUGAACCCCUGAGCGAGGCAGCCGACAUUUGGAGUAUUGGUGUGAUAACCUACAUAUUGUUGAGUGGUUUGUCCCCCUUUCAAGGAGAUAAUGACGAGGAGACACUAAAGAAUAUCGUGGGGAUGAUCUAUGAGUUUGAAGAGAACUAUUUCACCCAGACCAGCGCCAUGGCCAAAGACUUUAUUGAGAAACUGCUGGUCAAAGACCCAAUAGAGAGAAUGACAGCGGAUGAAUGUCUAGUACACCCUUGGAUCAAGCCCCUCACACGCAAACAGGCGGAUAACAGAAGUCGGUCGUCCAUUAACAUGAAAAGCUUCAAGAAGUUCAACGCCAAAAGGAAAUGGAAGAUGUCAUAUAACAUGGUGUGGGCGUGUAACAGAUUAUUUCGCCUGCAGUUGCAGUGUAAAAGCAGGUCCCAGGAGGACCCAGAACUGAGGCAAUGUGAGAGCGACCAGGAGGACACGGAGACCAAGCCUGCUUCUCUCAUUCGCCGCAGACUCAGCAGCAGUUCCUAAAGAAGACCACUGGGGUCACUAACACAGCCUCAGACCACCUCUAUCCAUCCCACCAUGGGGGAAAUGGAGAGAAGCCUUUUGUGAGUGCACCAAUCAACAAUAGUCUGAGUUACAGAAUGACUGACUAUGCCAGUGACAAUACGAGUGACGAACCCAUGAUGUGCAGGUGCCUAAAGCCAGUGUUAGUCCACAGAGUUGAAUCUUAAUGUCUCAGACACCGUUCCUGAUUAAACCACUGUAGUUUACCAAACUGCUUCUGUUACACUUCACCCCCAUUUGACCUAGCAUUUGCCUGUGCCUUUUAUGUAUUUGCCUGUGCCUUUUAAGUUUGACAUGUUUAUUUUCUGAACAUGCCAAAACGUUUGUUUUGGUGCACGGGAUAGAGUUUGUCACACUUAUAGCUAACCUCGAUUGCAAUUAUUAUGCCUUACAAUAUUACGUGGUUAUUAUUUAGCCUCUGCCACAUGUUCUGAUAUUUUUGACUGCUGUAUGCCUAUCAAAAGGUCAAGACUAUUCCAAACUCGUUUUUAUUUGCAUUUGAGACAUUUGCAUUUCAUACAGUUAACUAGAAAAAGUACUUGGUAACUAAAAUGUUAAUUGAGUGUUUCACAUGAAAUUAGGGAACUAUACAAGCCAUACAAUUGGAAAUAGAAGGCCUGUUUUUCUAAUUCUGCCUUUAAGUGGAUACAUUAUUUGUGUCAAAUGUAGAUAUAAGUUUAAACAGAGCUACUGUACUAUACACAGCUAUAGCCGUGUUGGACACUGACAUGUGUAAUGUAGUCUUAGUGUGUAGGGCCCUUAAAAGCCUUAUCAAACUUCAUCUUCGAUAUACUUUAUUGAACAUUUCAACUAUCUUUGGCUUAUGUCAAAGGUCAAUUUUAUAGUUGUUUUUGAAAGGGAAAGCUACUUUAUAACCUUGUGUAGGCUUGUUUUAUUUAUAUAUAUAUAUAAAAUAAUGAGAGUUUAAUACUGACAACAACCAUGUUUUGUGAAUUGUGUGAUGGUGAAUAAGAAAAUGUUAGUCUGUGAUGUUAAAGCUAUUACAGUAUAUACACAUUUGUUACUUUGAAAGCUCACCAUUUUUUAAAGACAGCAAACUACUUGCA